AUGGAAAACUGCCCUACUUUCAUCAUUUUGUUAGUUAUAGUACUAUUUACUUCAGUGUUUGCCUCUCCUCCACGACCUGAUAUAAAUAAAUGCCAGUGCCAUGAGCACGCAGUGAAUUGCACGCCAAAUAUUACAGAUCUCUAUCCAUCAUCUGCUUAUGAUAAUAUGAGUCAGCCAAUUUGUGUGGAUUGUCAAAAUGGAACUACUGGUGACCAGUGUGAGCGAUGCAAAAGUGGUUAUUAUCGUCAUCCUUCGGAAAAGUUAGAUUCCCCUUGUAACAAAUGCCAAUGCAAUCCUCAUGGCUCUUUGAAUAGUAAUUGUGAUCAAACUACGGCCCAGUGCAAAUGCAGAGAAGGUUCUGUUGGCUUAAAAUGUGAUGAAUGUGAUCAUGGAUAUUUUAAAACAUCAGCACCCGUUCAACCAUGCAUCAAAAUACGAUUUUUGAAACCUGGAAUCCCAAUAAAAAAUUUUACAGGAAUACAAAGCAAAGAAGAGACGUACUAUUUCAAAGAUUGUAAAGCAUGCGAUUAUAGCCGACAGAGAAUAAAUAAACAAAGUUACUGCCGAGCAGAUUCCGUUAUAAAAGGUAGAGUUCUAUCGAUAAAAGAGGAUAAAGGAUGGAUAACCAUUAGGAUAAGUUCAGCUAUUGUUUAUAAACAGAAUAGAUUUAAGUCUAUGUCAAAAGUCCAUAUACACAAUUUCCAGUUACGAAAAGAAAUGUUAAGAUGCCAAUGCUUUGGAUUUCAAGUUGGUAGUAGUUACAUGAUGAUGCUACAGAAUGAAGUAACAGAUGCAAGUAAAACGAUUUUAAUAGACGAUAGUAUAUCCGUUAAACCCUGGAAUUAUGACAUCGAUAUGGUAGUAUUAUUGCUAUCAGUUGAUGCUAUAGUUAAUGGAUGUAAUUAA
This is a messenger RNA of Trichoplax adhaerens, 906 nucleotides long. RefSeq lists its product as uncharacterized. The coding region runs from base 1 to 906 and encodes 301 amino acids. Gene Ontology annotation, molecular function: protein binding. The transcript has 6 exons. The record is from RefSeq and is a predicted model, not a curated record. Lineage: Eukaryota; Metazoa; Placozoa; Uniplacotomia; Trichoplacea; Trichoplacidae.